AUGGGAAACCUCGGCGAUUUGAGCCCCGAGGGAAGCGUAGCUAUAGGCAUUAUCGUCGGCCUUCUUUCUACGAGCAUCCAAAGCGUGGGUCUGACUCUACAGCGAAAAUCCCACAUCCUAGAAGAGGAGAAAGAAUCGCAUCAUGCGCGACGACCACCCUACAGAAGACGGCGCUGGCAGCUGGGCAUGGGCAUGUUCCUCAUAUCGAACUUGGUUGGGAGUACGAUUCAGAUAACCACGCUGCCGUUACCAGUGCUGUCGACGUUACAGGCGUCCGGUCUGGUCUUCAACUCGAUAUGCUCCACCUUGAUCCUGGGGGAGCCCUUCACGCGCUGGUCUUUGGGAGGAACAUUACUGGUUGCAGGCGGAGCUAUUCUAAUAGCUAUCUUUGGGGCGAUACCAGAGCCGGCGCAUAGUCUGGAUCAGUUAUUGCUAUUACUGGGGCGGAGACCGUUUGUUGUUUGGAUGAUACUACAAGCUCUCUUGGUUAUUGCGAUUAUAGGGGUGGCAGCAUUUCUAGGAAGACUUCCCAGGGUAUCAUCGAGUCCUCGCAUACGACUUCUAAGAGGACUGGCAUACGGCUGCAUAAGCGGGAUACUAUCAGCCCAUUCAUUACUAGUAGCGAAAUCCGCAGUCGAACUGCUCGUACGAACAAUCGUGGACAGAAUCAACCAGUUCAACAGGUGGCAAUCGUGGGUCAUCCUACUCGCCUUCGUUGUCCUCGCCCUCACCCAACUGUACUACCUCCACCGAGGCCUCAAGCUCGUCUCAACCAGCGUCCUCUACCCCCUCGUCUUUUGCAUCUACAACAUAAUAGCCAUCCUCGACGGGCUAAUCUACUUCAAACAAACCGACCGUCUGACCGUUCUACAUGCCUGCCUCAUAGCGCUCGGAACUGCCAUCCUUCUCUCUGGCGUCCUGGCUCUCUCCUGGCGCCUCUCAGACGAGCAAACACAGCCAACGGUUACACAAAGCGCUUUAGCCCCUGGCCUGGGCUUCGUAGAAGAUACAGAUAACGACGAGUCCAGCGACUCAAUUAUAGCAGAUGAAGAAGCAGCAGCAUCACACCAAGCCCUCCUAGAUGGCGGUCCCAUGACACCCACCACCAAACUCGACAACGUGCUAGGCGCAACACAGCCUAUACGGAAGAACGUGCGUCUCACGGAAGCGGAUGAGAUAUGGGGCGAGCUGCAGGAUGACGAUACGAAAGCUACGUCGUCAUCACCGCAUGCUCGGCCGCUGGAGGAUGAGGAGCCCGAUGAGAGCACGGCCCUACUGAGGUCUAAUACGACCAACAGGAAACGCCGGAGACGCUCAACGGGGUUCCCAGGAUUUAUACCACGUCCCUCGCCCCGACAGUCUAGGAAAAGGUCACAGGGCUGGAAAAUGCGCUGGUGGAAGCAGGGCAAGAAAGAUCCUCCUGAUCCCGGAUCUGAUGCCGGGGAAGGACCCUCUAGUAAUGCCGUGUAG
Molecule: messenger RNA, 1470 nt
Organism: Lachnellula hyalina
Lineage: Eukaryota; Fungi; Ascomycota; Leotiomycetes; Helotiales; Lachnaceae
Product: putative magnesium transporter
Exons: 2
Coding region: 1-1470 (489 amino acids)
Biological process (GO): magnesium ion transport
Cellular component (GO): membrane
Molecular function (GO): magnesium ion transmembrane transporter activity
Source: RefSeq, a predicted model, not a curated record